AUCUUAAUUAUAUUUUCAUUCUGAAAAUGAGUAAUGCAGGUUAUUGACUUGAAAGAAAAAUAGGCAUGAAACAGUAUGGCUGCAAUGUUUCGUUUUGAUUUGAUUGUUUAAGUUAAAUAAAAUCAUUUUAUUUGUUUGUUUUGUUGUUUUAGUCAAAAUAAUAUAAAGUGAACAGAGAUCAUUUGUACAAUUAUGCAGUAAUGUUCCAGUAAAACUCGUUAAAUACAGACACACAUGCUGGAAAAAGUGGCUGUUUUGAGUGUGAAAUUUGCCACACACAAUAUGGCGGCACUGCAGUAUCGCAGCAUGGCUGCGGUUGGUUGGGGUCAAAGGUAAGAGGUCCUGAUUUCCCGGGAAAUUCGCACACGAUUGCAGACAAUCAGUCAUUAGGACUGAACUGCAAAGUUCCAAUCCAGAAUACAUACUGCACCCUAUCUGUAAACUGAUUAAACAACGCAACUUGCUGUUUUUAAACUGUGAAGGAAUAUUUAAAAAAUGCCAACGAUUACUGAGAAACUGUUACUGGAGAGAGGACGCCCCAAGUCUACCCAGCUGGAGAAGAUCAAGAGUCUGAACCUGUCUGAUCUGAGUCUGGAGAACGCUGACCUGGACUCCACUCUGCUGCGGAGGCUUACCUCACUGGAGGAGCUUGAUGUGUCGGGGAACCUGCUGACUGAGCUCCCAGCCAGCCUGCCACUGCCAGCGCUGAGAAGACUCAACUGUGCCAACAACCAGCUGGAGGAAGUGACAUCACUGAAGCAGUUCAGAAUGCUGGAGGAGCUGAGCCUCGAGGAUAACCUCUACAUGACUAUCAGUGACAGUUACAAGCUGAUGUUUUUGUUGCCGAAGCUCAGGAGACUCAGCGGUAAGGAGAUCACCUCCACAGCCAAUCAUGUGCGCUUCGUCGCCAGCGAGGAGCUGUCCAGACGGGUGAGCAGCUUGUGGGAGAGAAGCUUCCAGGAGCGGCUCCCCAGCUCUCCCAGCGCAGCCCAGGCCAGAGUCCUGGGGAAAGAGUUUGUGAAGGCGGCUGAGACGCAGGUCAAGUACGGGGCCAGCUCCCUGAGCGACUACACCAAGUGGAGGGUGAAGAUGAUCGCCAGAGAGCUGCUGUCCUCACGGCUGGGGUUGCAGUGUGAAGCCAGCUCCGAGGAGGAAGACCUCUCUGAGUGCGAAUCUGGAAGUGAUGUCAGAGAGGAGGCAGGAAGUGAGCAAAAUAGAGUCCCUGCUGCAAAAAGGAAGGAGAUAAGCUCUGAAUCCUCACCCAGGAAGAAAACCUGCUUGUCUGCAGCUGAUGACAUCACCCAGAGCGCCGAGCGCAGUCCCAGGAGGUGUGUCCGCUUCGAGAACGUUUCCACGGCAACUGACAAAGCAGGCCUCAGUCCUGGGGUAAAAUUACAAGAGAGCCCCAGGAAGUCUGUCCAGUCACUGAGGAGUCCCAGAAAGCUUGACCAAUCACAGCAAAGCCCAAUGAAGGCUGCCCAAUCACAGCAGAACUCAAGAAAGACUUUCCAACCACAGCAGAGUCCGAGUAAGUCCAUUACGUCACUGAGGAGUACCAAGAAGGCUGAGCACUCAGAACAAAGCCUGAGAAAGCCUGUGGCGAUAAAGGAGAGCCCCAGGAAAGCGGACCAACCCAAAGCAGCUGUGAGCCAGCCUGACAGCAGCCUGGACACCCUGCGGAAGAGCCCGAGGAAAAGGCAGGAGAAGGAACCUGCCAAGAAGGGCCAAGGAGAGGAGGGGGAGGAGGAGCAGGGCAGCAGAACGCCUCGCAGGACUAGCAAGGAUCCCAUCACAAUGAAGCCCCUGCAUUUCCUGCAGUGUCACAGCAAGCAGAACAGUCCAGACGACUUCAGCACACAGCUGUGGGCCUGUGCCUUCGAGCCCCGGAUAGACAGCAGCGGAGGAAUUGAGCCAUUGACCAGCAAGACUCUGCUCCCUCUCCCCUCAGGGUCCAGAGGCCACUCAUCUCGGACAGUGGCCACCUGCGGAGGGGAGUCUGUGUGUAUCAUCGACUGUGAGACCGGAUCGGUGCUGAACAAAUACAAGGUGUCUGGAGAGGAGUUCUUCUGUCUUGCCUGGUCCAUGAUGACCCUGCUCACUGGGGACGGGCGUGGUCAUCGUGUGAGCGUGCUGGCGGCCGCCGGGAGGAGGGGGGUGGUCAAGCUCAUCCACCCCAAGGCCAGCCUCGCGUACGGGGAGUUCCGGGCCAGCAGGAGAGCCGUGUCCACCCUGUGCUUCAGCCCAGCCCAGGAGAGCUUUCUCUUCACCGGAACAUACGACAAGAAGAUCAUUCUGUGGGAUAUUGGAGGGCUGGACUGUGAAUACAAGUUCAAAGUGAGUCAGCUUCUGGUCCUGGAGGCAGCCUCCAUCCCGCUGCACCUCCGCUUGGUGCCCUCCGCCCCUGAGCAGCACCUCCUGGCAGGCUGUGAGGACGGCCUGCUGCUCUUCGACAUCCAGCUCAGCAAGAACCAGCUCAAGAGGUCCAGCGAGCUGGAAUUCCAGUUUCCUGUUUACAAGAAGGAGGAAGAGGAGAAUGAAUUCCGUCUCAUUGACAGCUUGUCCUUCCUUAGCAACGACAUCGUCGUCUCCAAGAGUGCCAUGCAGGGCUCUAUCUACCUGUGGAGCUGGAGCAAGACUCUCGCCUCACGGAGGAAAAGCAGGGAGGUGGAGGUGGAGAUCCUGGCUGAGCUGCAGUGGUCCAGCACUGAGCUGCCCUACAUCUCCCUCAGCACCUGCCCAGGUGAAGAUUAUGUGGUGUGCGGGGAUGAGAAAGGAGACUUGUGGACUUAUGAAGUGAGUCAGUGUCUGCGGGCUGGAGCCAAGACUGACAAAAUGAUCCCUCCCACUCAGAUUCUGGAGUGGCCCGCCCCCAACAGGAAAGGUCACGGCCCCAUAGCGGGAACCUCAGUGAACAGCGUCGCCAUGGACCCUGAACUGCAGUACCUCGUGGCCCUGACUGACAAGAACAUUGCUGCAGUGUGGAGGAGAGCCUAGCCCAGCCUCUCCCUGCAGUGUGGAGGAGAGCCUAGCCCAGCCUCUCCCUGCAGUGUGAAGUCCUGAAGCACUUUGAAAUAGAGCCUGGGUAACACAGUACAGCUCCCCUUGCUUCACUGCGUUUGAUAUAAUGUACUGCUGUUGAAGUCCCAGUCAAGCCACUCUGCAGACUUCAGUACUGUGCCCAAGUGUCUCAGAUCGCCUCUGUUGUGUGACCUGCUUCAGUGCCAGGCUGUGUUUUUCAAAUCUGUAUUGCUUUUUUUAAUAAACGUAUUAUUAUUUUUUUUUUUUAAA
Molecule: messenger RNA, 3288 nt
Organism: Acipenser ruthenus (sterlet)
Lineage: Eukaryota; Metazoa; Chordata; Actinopteri; Acipenseriformes; Acipenseridae
Product: leucine-rich repeat and WD repeat-containing protein 1
Exons: 17
Coding region: 496-2994 (832 amino acids)
Biological process (GO): establishment of protein localization to chromatin; chromatin organization
Cellular component (GO): nuclear origin of replication recognition complex
Molecular function (GO): chromatin binding; protein binding
Source: RefSeq, a predicted model, not a curated record